Varanus komodoensis (Komodo dragon) is the source of this 1827-nucleotide messenger RNA. RefSeq names its product solute carrier family 35 member B3 (gene SLC35B3). Gene Ontology annotation, molecular function: 3'-phosphoadenosine 5'-phosphosulfate transmembrane transporter activity. The coding region runs from base 209 to 1318 and encodes 369 amino acids. Lineage: Eukaryota; Metazoa; Chordata; Lepidosauria; Squamata; Varanidae. The record is from RefSeq and is a predicted model, not a curated record. Gene Ontology annotation, biological process: transmembrane transport. Gene Ontology annotation, cellular component: Golgi membrane; endoplasmic reticulum membrane. The transcript has 10 exons.
GGCCACGCCCAGGCCAGGCCAGGCGCCCCCGGCCGCUUCCUCCUCCGGCCGGGCCGCUCCGGGUCGGCAGAGCAGGGUCCCCGGCAGAGCCCCUGCGCGCCUCGGCCUUUUCCUUUUGUGACCCCCCUCGGCCAGUGGCGGCGGUUUCCCUUCGAGCUUCCAAAUAAAGAAAAAAAAUAUUGCCACUGGAUGCAGCAAACUAGGAAUCAUGGAUCUGAAAUUCAAUUCUUCUCGGAAAUACGUUUCUAUCAGCAUACCUUCAAAAUCUCAAACUAUGUCACCACAUAUCAAAUCAAUAGAUGAUGUAAUAGUCCUUGGUAUUAAUCUCAGCAAAUUUAACAAAGCUACUCAAUUUUUCAUUUGUGUCUCUGGAGUCUUUCUGUUUUAUCUUAUUUAUGGAUAUCUACAAGAACUAAUAUUUUCAGUGGAUGGUUUUAAACCCUUUGGGUGGUACCUUACAUUAGUGCAAUUUGGAUUUUAUUCCAUUUUUGGGCUCAUAGAACUGCAGCUUAUUCAGGAUAAAAGGAGAAGGAUCCCAGGCAAAACCUACAUGAUAAUAGCUUUUCUAACAGUGGGGACAAUGGGUUUAUCAAAUACCUCCUUAGGAUAUCUGAAUUAUCCUACACAAGUAAUCUUCAAGUGCUGUAAACUGAUUCCAGUUAUGAUAGGAGGAGUCUUUAUACAAGGAAAGCGUUAUAAUAUUGCAGAUGUUUCUGCUGCGAUAUGUAUGAGCUUGGGCUUAAUAUGGUUUACUCUAGCUGAUAGUACAGUUGCACCAAAUUUCAACUUCACAGGUGUGGUCCUUAUAUCCCUGGCCCUCUGUGCAGAUGCAGUCAUAGGAAAUGUACAGGAAAAAGCUAUGAAGUUGCACAACGGCUCAAACUCUGAAAUGGUUUUGUAUUCCUAUUCAAUAGGUUUCCUGUACAUUUUAUUGGGUCUGACAUGCACUAGUGGCUUAACCCCUGCAGUAACAUUUUGCUCAAAGCAUCCAGUUCAAACAUACGGCUAUGCAUUCUUGUUUUCCUUGACGGGCUAUUUUGGAAUCUCUUUUGUCCUGGCUUUGAUUAAAAUCUUCGGGGCUCUUUUAGCUGUAACAGUCACAACAGGAAGGAAAGCAAUGACGAUUGUACUUUCCUUUUUGUUUUUUGCAAAACCGUUCACAUUCCAGUAUGUGUGGUCAGGCUUAUUAGUUGUCCUUGGUAUAUUUCUCAAUGUUUACAGCAAGAAUAUGGAUAAAAUCAAGCUGCCUUCACUACGCAGUCUUUGGCAUAAAUCUGUUGAAGACAGAAAGACAAGGACGUUGUCCCAAACUGUGUAGAUGAUGGAGGUGCCAUGCACUGUGCUGGACUGGUCAUUUCUGUUACUUUGUCCCAAUAGUCUCAGCUGAUUAAUUUUCCAAAGGGAAUGAUAACUAAAACCAAAGGAGUCAGAGGCAUUUUGUCUACUUGUGGAUGGCUGGUGUCAAUAUUUUUUUGGACCACACGGACCUCAUCAUGGGAGGGGGCUAUAGCCUGGAUAAUGCCAUUUGGCAGUGGGCUUUGAAGGAUAGCAGUUCUUGGAAGAGGUAUUGGAAUUUUCACUCUGAAUUGAGCUUUAGGGAUGGGACGUGUGUAAUUUAAUUUGGGCAUUUUAAUUGUAUCGAAGAUGCUGCUGUUGCUGCUACUGCUGGGCCAGUGGGUCUUUUAUUGUUGGGAUCAGUUUAUUUAAAUGUAAUGUUGUCUUAAUAGCAAUUAAUCAGAACCUGAUUAACAAAGGAGAAGAGAGUUUAAGCCCACAAGCUUCAGAUCAUUAUGCCAUAAUAAAAAAAGUGUCUCCAUUUUUUAAAAA